This is a messenger RNA of Populus nigra (black poplar), 2347 nucleotides long. Its product is annotated as 65-kDa microtubule-associated protein 8-like. The record is from RefSeq and is a predicted model, not a curated record. Gene Ontology annotation, cellular component: spindle; cytoplasm. The transcript is spliced from 11 exons. Gene Ontology annotation, biological process: microtubule cytoskeleton organization. The coding region runs from base 391 to 2091 and encodes 566 amino acids. Gene Ontology annotation, molecular function: microtubule binding. NCBI's taxonomy places the organism in Eukaryota, Viridiplantae, Streptophyta, Magnoliopsida, Malpighiales, Salicaceae.
ACCACCUUAAAUUUAAAUAAGAGUGCAGGAGAGAUAUAACCCAAAGCUUCAGCGUCACCUACUUCUGCAGUCUUACCUUUUAAGCAAAUACACGCACCACAGUUCCCAGCCAUCAUUCUCUAUCUUUUCCAUUCCCUCUCAGUACUUGGUUGAUUUUCAAGUAACUCAAAACAGAAUGCUACCAGAGUUUAGCAGUCCAAGAACCUCUCACAGCACUUCCACAUUUUAGCAAUCCAAAUAUUCCUGAGUUGCGGCAAGGCAAUAUCGAUAUCUUAGAGGCCGUCAGAUGGGUUCGUUCCAAAUUGGAAUGCGAAGCUCUGCGUUACUAGAAACGUCAUGUGGGUAUCUGCUUCAGGAAUUGCAGUUUAAAUAAACAAUGAUGUGAAACAGAUGAUCUGGGAUGAAGUUGGGAAAGAUCAGUUUGAAAGAGAGAAGGUUCUGCAUGAUUUAGAACAAGAAUGUUUAGAGGUUUAUCGGAGAAAAGUUGACAGUGCAAACAUAUCAAGAGCUCGCCUGCAUCAAGAGCUGGCAGAAUCCGAAGCUGAAUUCACCCAUCUUCUUUUGUCCCUUGGUGAACGAUCACUUCCAGGACGGCCAGAAAAAAUGUCAGGAACGCUGAAGGAGCAGCUAGAUGCAAUCACCCCAGCUCUCCGGGAGAUGCGUCUGAGAAAAGAAGAGAGAAUGAAUCAAUUUAGAUCCGUGCAAGGCCAAAUUCAAAAAAUUUCUGCUGAAAUUGCAGGUCAAUCAGUAUACGAUGACUCAAUAACAAAUGUCAUUGUGAAUGAGAAUGAUCUUUCAUUAAAGAAACUUGAGGAAUAUCAGAUUGAGCUACAAAGACUGUGCGAUGAGAAGAAUGACAGGCUCCAGCUAGUGGACACAUACAUCGACACAAUUCAUGAUUUGUCCUCAACAUUAGGAAUGGAAUCCUCCAUGAUCAUAACAAAGGUGCAUCCAACUUUGAAUGAAUUGUGUGGAAUAUCAAAAAAUAUAAGUGAUAGUAUUCUGGCUAAACUCAACAGCACUGUGGAAUCUCUCAAAGCAGAAAAACAAACGCAGCUUGAGAAGCUUCAUCAGCUUGGAAAAGCACUAACAAACUUGUGGAAUCUCAUGGACACACCGUAUAAAGAUCGUCACUCAUUCUCCAAUGUCACAGCCUUAUUAUCUCUCACAUCAGCUGAAGUAUCAGAUCAUGGAAGCCUUACUCUAAAUAUAAUCCAGCAGGCUGAAGCUGAAGUCAAGAGACUGGAUCAGCUAAAAGCAAGCAAGAUGAAAGAGCUUUUCUUCAAGAAACAGAGUGAGUUAGAUCAAAUAUGCAAUAAAUCACACAUGGAGAUUCCUUCACAGCCAGGGAUGGAAAAUAUAAUCAAUCUUAUAAAUUCAGGGGAGAUUGACCAUGCCGAUCUCCUCAUGAGUUUGGAUGAGCAGAUAUCAGCAGCAAGAGAAGAAGCCACUAGCAGGAAGGCUAUAAUGGAAAAGGUUGAAAGGUGGAUGCUAGCACAUGAUGAAGAGCGUUGGUUAGAAGAAUAUAGCAUGGAUGAAAAUCGAUAUUCAGUUCGCAGAGGUGCUCACAAGAAUCUGAGACGUGCAGAACGUGCCCGAAUAAUAGUCAACAAAAUCCCAGUUCUAGUGGCAUUGCUUGUAGCAAAGACUAAGAGUUGGGAAGAGGAAAGAAACAAAAUAUUCUUGUAUGAUGGGGUACCUCUGAUGGAAAUGCUAGAAGAAUAUAACAUGUCAAGGCAGGAGAGGGAAGAGGAGAAGCAAAGACAAAGGGAAAAGAAGGUCCCAAGCUAUGUAGUUGCUGGGCAAGAAAAUGUGGUUGGGUCAAGGCCAGACACCAGCAGUCGACGUCUUUCAAACAGGAGCUUAAAUGGAAGCUUGAGCAAUGCAACCCCUUUAAACAGAAGGCUUUCACUUUGUCUCCAACAGUUGGGAACCAACAGCGUCAAUUCUGCAAAUCAAGGAAUAUCUUACAUAAAGGAAGGAAGGAAGAUGCAAGGACAGAGGAUGUUUCCUCGACCUGACCUCACUUCUCAUCUUCGAGAUGAAGCAGCUUCCGUCGUCUCAUCCUUUUCUGGGCCGUUAUCUCCCUAAAUUCCCAUUCAGAUAUUCAAAUCUUCACACGUAACCACAAAAACCCCACAUAUCACAAGAUAUUAAACUAAACAUAAUAGUAUUUUUCUUCUUCUGCAGAACAAUAAUUUACCUAUUUGCGUCAGAAAAUACCCUUGUGUAUCUCUAUCUAUGUCCUUCCGUUGCACAUUUAAGUUAUUGUUUACUGUAUCGAAUAAAUUGAUAUUUAAAAGUAUGUACAGUUAUGUUUUGAAUUCAAGAAGCUUUGAUUCUCCUA